Messenger RNA from Myxocyprinus asiaticus (Chinese sucker), 2873 nucleotides. RefSeq names its product 4-hydroxyphenylpyruvate dioxygenase-like. Gene Ontology annotation, molecular function: 4-hydroxyphenylpyruvate dioxygenase activity. The transcript has 15 exons. Gene Ontology annotation, biological process: L-tyrosine catabolic process. The record is from RefSeq and is a predicted model, not a curated record. Gene Ontology annotation, cellular component: Golgi membrane; endoplasmic reticulum membrane. Bases 228 to 1409 code for a protein of 393 amino acids. Lineage: Eukaryota; Metazoa; Chordata; Actinopteri; Cypriniformes; Catostomidae.
AUCGACAAAUAAUCGACACAGCUGAUGCGGUAAUGAUGGAUUAGCUAUCCUGUGCGUCGUUUGACCGAUAGUAAUCUCACAGUAAGGGCAUCAUUGGCGUUCCUCUCCUCCUGUUUCGCCGGUGGGCGGAGAGUCCUAAAAAACACUACAAAUUCACAUCUGGACCAUCUGCACCCAUCUCAUCUCAUUUUUGUCAUUGUCCCUAGAAGGAGCUGCUAGAAAUAAAGAUGACAACUUACACUGACAAAGGUGAAAAGCACGAGCAGGGCAGGUUUGUCUGCUUUGACCACAUCACUUUCUGGGUUGGAAAUGCAAAACAGGCCGCAUCUUACUACUGUAAUAAGUUGGGUUUUGAACCCAUUGCAUAUCGAGGGCUGGAGACAGGCAGUCGUGAUAUAGUGUCUCACGUUGUGAAACAGGGGAAGAUUAUUUAUGUCUUUACCUCUGCAUUGAAUCCUGGAAAUAAGGAGAUUGGGGAUCACCUGGUGAAACAUGGAGAUGGUGUUAAAGAUAUAGCGUUCACUGUAGAGAACUGUGAGUUCCUGGUGGAGAAAGCAAAAGAAAGAGGUGCCAUCAUCAAUCAAGAGCCUCAUGUUGUGGAGGAUAAGUUUGGAAGGGUGAAACUGGCAGUGGUGCGGACAUAUGGUGAUACAACUCACACAUUCAUAGAGCGGGCAGGGUAUAAUGGGCUCUUCCUCCCAGGAUUUCACCCUCCUCUUUUCUGUGACCCUUUCUUGGCAAAACUGCCAAGCGGCAAGCUUGACUUCAUUGACCAUGUGGUUGGAAAUCAGCCAGACAAUGAGAUGGUGCCAGUUGUAGAAUGGUAUCAGAGGAACCUGCUGUUCCACCGAUUCUGGUCUGUAGAUGACAAGCAGUUACAGACUGAUUACAGUGCACUUCGCUCCAUAGUUGUUGCCAACUAUGAAGAAACUGUGAAAAUGCCAAUCAAUGAACCUGCCAUGGGCAAGCGCAAGUCCCAGAUCCAGGAAUAUGUGGAAUACUAUGGUGGUCCAGGGGUUCAACACAUUGCCAUGAACACCUCUGACAUCAUUACUGCAAUCCGUAACCUAAAGGAACGUGGCAUGGAGUUCAUGUCAGUGCCUGACACUUACUACCAGCAGCUCAAAGAAAAUCUGAAGCAUUCCAAGGUCAGAAUUGUUGAGGACAUCAGCAUACUGGAGGAAUUAAAAAUCUUGGUGGAUUAUGACGACAAUGGCUACCUGCUCCAGAUCUUCACCAAACCAGUGCAAGAUAGACCAACUGUGUUUCUAGAAGUCAUUCAGAGACACAAUCAUCAAGGGUUUGGUGCUGGAAAUUUCAAAUCUCUGUUUGAGGCAAUUGAAGCUGACCAGAAUGCUCGAGGAAACCUCACCAUCCUUACAGCCAACGGCACAUCAGAGAAACUCUAAAUGGGCCCUUUAGAGGAAUGACACACUAAAAUAGGCCUACACAUAUCUAAAGAUGCACAGUAAACUUAAUGUUAUAGUGUUUAAAAUAGUCAUAUUUUUGUCCCUUUAAAGGCAUUGUUCAUCCAAAAAUAAAAAAAUUCUCAUCAUUCACCCUCAUGCUAUCCCAGAUGCGUGUGACUUUCUUUUAUCUGCUGAACUUGAAUGAAGAUUUUUAGAAGAAUCUUUCAGCUCUUUUGGUCCAUACAAUGCAAGUGAAUGAGUGCCAGAAUUUUGAAGCUCUAAAAAUCAAACAAGUCAGCAUUAAAUAAUCCAUAAGACUCCAGUGGUUAAAUCCAUAUCUUCAGAAGUGAUAUGAUAGGUGUGGGUAAGAAAGAGAUAACAUUUUAAGUCAUUUUUUACUAUAAAUUCUCCAUCCUUCGCAGUCAAUCUCCACUUUAACUUUCACAUUCUUCUUCUUGUGUUUUUGGUGAUUCACAUGCAUAUAGCCCCUACUUGACAGGGUGAAGAAUUUCUAGCAAAAAGGACUUAAAUUCUCACUAACCCAGACCUAUCAUAUUGCUUCUGAAGAUAUGGAUUAAAACAUUGGAGUCGUAUGGAUUACUUUUGUGCUGCCUUUAUGUGCUUUUUAGAGUGUCAAAGUUUUGCCACCUGUUCACUUGCAUUGUAUGGACCUACAGAGCUGAAAUAUUACUCUAAAAAUCUUAAUUUGUGUUUUGCAGAAGAAAGUCAAACACAUAUGGGAUGGCAUGAGGGUUCAUUUUUGGGUGAACUAUCACUUUAAAACACUCUGGAAAGCUUCUGUUAAUGCAAGCAUUGUGCCAUAAUAUUUUGUACCACCAGUUUUGUCUUUAAAUGACUUUACCUGUUCUGAUACAAAAAUCAAUAUCUCUGAUGUAAUAAAGGGCUUUUUUUUUAAGUGGACGGACUUUGUAGCAGCAAGAGUUGAAAUCAGUCAAAGUUUUGUUCCAAAAGUCGCUAUAAGAUCAUUUAAAGAAGAUGUCGAUUUCUUUGUCGAUAUAUAUAUGUAUGUAUGUAUGUAUGUAUGUAUGUAUGUAUGUAUGUAUGUAUGUAUGUAUGUAUCUAUGUAUAUCUAUCUAUAUAUCUAUCUAUUCGCUAAUCUUCGCUUAUGUUUUUCAGCGAAAAAUAGCCUAUUGGUGUUGAGUCCCUGUAUGUACUAAGUAACACCAUCGAUGGGGAAUUAGCUCAAAUGGUAGAGCGCUCGCUUAGCAUGCGAGAGGUAGCGGGAUCGAUGCCCGCAUUCUCCAAAAGGUCUAUUUUUUCUUCUCGUUUGAAUGUUUGUAAAUCAAAGUUAUAUAUUGUUUGCACUUAGAUAGUGAAGUGUAUUUUUCAAGGGAAAUUACAUAACUCAGUCAACGCUGGCAUUAACGGACACUGAUUAAAAGAAUAGUGGAUUGAUAUGGAGUAAGGUCUGUUCGGAGACAAUAUAAACAAUUAUUUCGAAAC